Messenger RNA from Neolamprologus brichardi, 1019 nucleotides. The record is from RefSeq and is a predicted model, not a curated record. Lineage: Eukaryota; Metazoa; Chordata; Actinopteri; Cichliformes; Cichlidae.
AUGGACGCCAGUUUGGAGCUCUGCUGGGCAUGUGGGGACGCUAUCACAGAUCACAUAAUCCGCGCACUCGAGCGAGCAUACCAUCUUUCUUGUUUCACCUGCACAACAUGUAAGAGGCAAAUUGGAGAGCAAGCUUUUGCCCAGGGAGAAGUUGGAGAAGUUUACUGCCUUCAAGACUAUUACAGAAAAUACGCUCCAAAGUGUAGUGCCUGUAACCAGCUUAUCAUUCCACAAGAAGAUGGUACCGACAGCUAUACAGUUGAAUGUCUGGGGCGUUCCUACCAUGAGAACUGCUACAGAUGUCAGGUCUGCGCCAUCCAACUGUCUCCUGAACCGAACGAGCAUGGCUGUUAUCCUUUAGACGGGAAGAUGCUUUGCAAGCCCUGUCACCUGAACCUGGCUUCUGGUCAGCACUAAUCCCACGUGAACAGCAAGCAAGACAAGAAAAAACUGAACAAAGAGAUGGGAGACUGCGCAUGUGCCUUUAGAAUGAAUGUGCAAAUGCCUUAAAUGCUUCCUUCACUAGAGAAAAGCUAUAUUUUUACAGUAUAUCAUGCUUUCUGAAGAUUACCUUCUUCUUUUUCAUCAUUUUGCACUUAAUACAAUCUACAAAAGCAACAAUUAUAUUCCUGCAACUCACUUUACAAAAAAUGUACGAGAAUAAAUGGAACCCCAGUCAGUAUCCUGUUUCUCGGUCAUUAUACAAACAUAUAAAUAAUCAACUUUAACUUGAAAAAAGGAUAGAAAAGUAAUCUAAUAUAUUUUAUCUCUAUUCGCCUUCAAACUGCAUCUACAUCAUCAAACCAAGCAGACAAACCACUAACGAGUACGAAGUAAUUGUCAAGCAGACUGUUUUUAACAUUGUCUUCUGCCUUAAUAAAACAAAGUUAUCCGGCAUAGUAUCAGAGUCUCAAUCGGAUUCCAGGGAAAUUGUUUUAUUUAUAGUCACUAUCUCAAAAAAAAAAACUUGCUGUAAUUCAUAUCUCGUACACAUGUAUUAAAUUGUUUUAUGAAAAACA